Molecule: messenger RNA, 4525 nt
Organism: Capsicum annuum
Lineage: Eukaryota; Viridiplantae; Streptophyta; Magnoliopsida; Solanales; Solanaceae
Product: CBL-interacting protein kinase 2
Exons: 2
Coding region: 2397-3833 (478 amino acids)
Biological process (GO): signal transduction; protein phosphorylation
Molecular function (GO): ATP binding; protein kinase activity
Source: RefSeq, a predicted model, not a curated record
AAGAUUUCAACUUUUUAUUUUAAUAUAUAUAUAUUUUUGCAUAAAGAUUAUGAAUUUGUAUUGUUUUCUAGAUUCUUGAUCUUGGGUAUUUUUUUGUUUUGCUGUUUUUUUUGUUUGAUUUGUUGAUAUAAUAUGAUUCAAGAUUGGCCCUUUAUGACAUUUGAUAUGAUCUCGUAGAACCCUUGUGUUGAAUUGUUGAUCAACAGAAGUGUUGAUCUGUACCCCUUCUGUUGUUAGUAGCUCAAAUGGUUGGUUACGUGAAUGGUGUAUGUUGUUGGUGAGGAGGGUUCAAUUCUCCACCUUGUGAUUCCCCGACUUAUUUCCCCCUCCCUUGCCCAACAACACACAACAUACUUAGUAUAGUUUCACAAGUGGAGUUUGGGGAGGAUAGAGUACUUAGACCUUACCUAAACGGUCUUAUCUUGUUGGUAAAGAGGGUUCAAUUCUCCACCUUGUAAUCCCCCCGCUCAUUUCUACCUUCCCCUACCCAACAACAACAACAACAUACUUAGUAUAGUCUCACAAGUGCAGUCAGUUUGGGGAGGGUAGAGUACGUAGACCUUACCUAAAUGGUCUAUCUUGUUGGUAAAGAUGUUUGAACGUAGACCUUACCUAAACGGUCUAUCUUGUUGGUAAAGAGGGUUCGAUUCUCUAUGUUGUAAUCCCCUCGCUCAUUUCUCCUUCCCCUACCCCAACAACAACAACAACGUGCUCAGUACAGUCUCACAAGUGCGGUUUCGGGAGGGUAGAGUAUGUAAACCUAAACGGUCUGUCUUGUUGGUAAAGAGGGUUUGAUUCUCUAUGUUGUAGUCCCCUCGCUCAUUUCUCCUUCUACCUCAACAACAACAACAACAUACUUAGUAUAGUCUCACAAAUGCGGUCUGGGGAGGGUAGAGUACGUAGGCCUCACCUCUACCUCAGAAGUAAGAGAGGGUUGUUUUUGAUAGACGCUCAGCCCAAAGAAAGCAAAAUCACAAUAUUUUAUGAAUACAUAAGCAAAUAGCAGGACAGUAAUAAAGUAGAGGCGUUCCCUUCCCCUACCCCCAAUUUUAUUAAAGAAAUGUUUUUUUAAAUUGAUAUCUAUUGUAGUUUAAAUCAACAACAACGACAUACUCAGUAUAGUCUCAUAAGUGCGGUCUGAGGAAGGGUAGAGUACUCUGACCUUAAAUGUUGUUUUCAAUAGACCCCCAGCUCAAUGAAAGCAAAAAACUAUUUAUGAAUAUAUAAGCAAUAGCAGGAUGGUAAAAAAGUAGAGGUCCUUCCCCUACCCCCAAUUUUUAAAAGAAAAUGAUUAUUUUUUCUUUGUUGCUGUUGAUAUCUAUUGUAGUUUAAGUCAAUGCCCCAUUGCAGGAUUUCUUUUUUGUUUUUGCAUGGUGGGAUAUUGCUGAAGGAACUUUACAGCUAUUUUUUCAGACAAAAAAAGGGCUUUACAGCUAUUGUUGAUGGAAAGAUAAUUUAUUUUAGCGUCAAUUUGACUUUUAUAUUAAUUUCAAUCAGAUUUGAGUGUACUAGAUGUGGCUCUUAGUUUGAAUAACAGCUAAAAUGUCUAAUAUAACAAACACUAACUAUAUCUUUGAUGGUCUACAAUCAGAAUAUGUUCUUCUUGAUGUAUCUACCAUCUUAGCCAAAUUUGAAGUAGGAACUAUCACUUGUUUUAUGUUUGUCCUUUUCCAUACUGCUCGAAUAUGCGAUACUUAAGCCGGUCUUUCAGAAACAUUCUCUCUAAUUCUACGAGGUAGGGUAAGGUAUACGUACACUCCACUUUCCCCAGACCCCACUGAUGUAGGAUUUCGCUGAAUCUGUUGUUGUUGUUGUUGAACAAUCACUUGUUUCCUUGGAAUUAGUAAGUUCAAGUAAGCGUCAUUAUGAUUCUCGAUUCUUCAUUGGAAUUUGUGCAUUUAUUAAGUGUCAUUAUGAUUCUCGAGUCUUCUUCGAAAUUUGUGUGUAUCUAGGUGCACAAAGCAUCUCAUUGUUGCAGAUUGGAGCGGGAUUAUAUUGGGGUUGUUGUAUGCAAUCUUACUUUACAUUUUGCGAGAGGUUGCAAAAUGUAUGGGGGUCAGUGGAAGUUCAUUUAGUUGUUUGACUACACACUUUUUCGGGGAGUCCUAGGAAUGCUGAAAGAUGUGUUUGUGUGUGUGGAGUUCUAGAAGUGAUCGUCUUGAGGCUUUGGGCUUAAUAGAGUUGCCAGAGAUUGAGCCCAGGUGCUGCGACCAUUGCAUCAUUGUCUGCGCCAAGAUGCAAAUUGCGCGGAGUAGCCGUACUUUUGCAUUAAUAAAUGAUAAUUUCUGCUCGGAUGGUUGAGCGGUGUUAAUUUAUAAGAUUUUGCAUCUAAGUUCUGCUAGAAGGAGAGAUAUAGCUUUGCUUAGCUAGUAGUACUAGGUUUGGUAGAUUUUUUUAUGGCCAAUAAAGGAGGUAUACUGAUGGAGCGCUAUGAAUUGGGCAGAUUAUUAGGUCAAGGCACAUUUGCGAAGGUCUACUAUGCUAGGAAUAUCAAAACUGGGCAAAGUGUUGCCAUCAAAGUUGUAGACAAGGAAAAAAUUCUCAGGGUCGGGCUCAUGGAUCAGAUCAAAAGAGAAAUAUCUGUUAUGAAGUUAGUCAGACAUCCAAAUAUCGUGCAUCUUUACGAGGUCAUGGCGACAAAAACCAAGAUUUAUUUUGUCAUGGAAUAUUGUAAAGGAGGUGAGCUCUUUAACAAGGUGGCUAUGGGAAGGCUAAAAGAGGAUGUCGCACGGAAGUAUUUCCAACAGUUGAUAAAUGCUGUAGAUUUCUGCCAUAGCAGGGGGGUCUAUCACCGGGAUUUGAAACCUGAAAACCUGCUGUUAGACGACAAUGAAAACUUAAAAAUUUCAGAUUUUGGUUUAAGUGCUCUAGUUGAGUCAAAGCGCCAAGAUGGACUCCUCCAUACGACGUGUGGAACUCCAGCUUAUGUUGCUCCAGAGGUGAUCAACAGAAAAGGCUAUGAUGGGGCUAAGGCUGAUAUUUGGUCGUGUGGGGUUGUCCUAUUCGUUUUGUUGGCUGGUUAUCUUCCAUUUCAAAACUCAAAUUUGAUGGAGAUGUAUAGGAAGAUCGGCAGAGCUGAAUUCAAAUGUCCAAGUUGGUUUCCACCGGAAGCCCGGCGGCUACUUUCGAGAAUGUUGGAUCCUAAUCCAAUUACAAGAAUUUCUCUUGCAAAAAUUAGAGGAAGUACCUGGUUCAGGAAGGGAAUUUCUACUUCCUCUAAAUCUACAGCAGUAGACGAAGUAAGCACGGAUCUAGCUUCAACAAAUACAGAUGACAAGCAAGAGGCGGCUCAGAUGCCGAAGUUGAAUGCAUUUGAUAUCAUUACCCUUUAUGCUAAGUUUGAUUUAUCCAAAUUAUUUGAGGAACCUUGUUUAAAGAAAGAAGCUAAAUUCACAUCCCGGAAACCUGCAUCAAUGAUCAUAUCCAAGCUGGAAAACAUUGCUAAACAUCUUAAGAUGAAAGCUAGCAAAAAGGAUGCAGGAUUACUGAGAUUCGAAGGAACAAAAGAAGGAAAAAAGGGAACUUUGAGCAUUGACGUGGAGAUCUUUGAGGUUGUUGAAGAUUUUCAUUUGGUGGAAGUCAAAAAAUCAAAUGGCGAUACAUUAGAAUAUCAGCAGAUAUUGAAUGAAUGCCUAAGACCGGGUCUUCAAGACAUCGUUUGGACUUGGCAAGAUGAUCAGCAGCAGCCUCAGCAGUCAGACGACCAGUUUGAUGAGCAGCAGCGAAAUAAUCAACUUCAGCAGGAACAGCAUUUAGAUAACCAGCAACAACCUCUGGAGCAGCAGCAACUGCUACUCCAAAACCAUCUGAUUCAGCAAGAGCAGUUACCUUGAUUACCCUACACUUCCGUCUUCACAUUUUGUCCUAUAUACAGGGCCUGAGCUAGGUGGAUGCCAGGGGUUUCAAUGAAUCCCCUUCGUCAGAAAAAUCAUACUGUGCAAAUAGGGUAGGCAUAUUACAUACAUAAACACCUUAACUUGGCCUCACAACCUCAACUUGUCCCCCGCCAUGUCUCCUAAGCACCUGACGCUAACGUGGCACAUAAAUUUUGGAGGUGUUUAGAUCAUUUUGUAAGUUCGUAGUGUUCAACUGGCACAAUGGAGUGCAUCCUCUAAGUUGUUGUAUUCAGUUGCCAGUUGUCUCCCAAGUUGAGGCGUAUAUCUAUGCAACUGUUGAAUCCUCUUGACAUAAGGAGCGAAGUCAGGUUAAAAAGUUGCUUUAACUAGCAUGUUCAGAUAUCAGAUGUAGCAUUCGGCAUUUUUUUUGUUUCGAAUUCUGGUGUUAGAAUUUCUGGUUUGUUCAAUGCCUAGCCUAGACGUACAUUUAGUAGUUGAGGCUUCCCAACUCAUGGUUUUGUUUGUACAAUACACAUCUCUCCAAGUGUAAGUGCUUUCUGUUGUCAUGGAUAGUGCACUCUGUGUCCUCAUAAAUGUCUCUGAAUGCUUGUAUCAUUGUUGCAAUUUUCUUAUUCCUUAUCUGGUUGCAACAGUUUGAUGAUUGAAUGGCACAUCUUGCUUCUGAUUUA